CGAAGGGCAGUCAAAUUUUGCGCGCGCAUCUCCCGGCGUCGUCAUGGCGGCCUUUCGUGACAUCGAGGAGGUCAGUCAGGGCCUGCUGAGCUUGCUGGGCGCCAACAGGGCGGCGGCGUUACAGCGGCGGCUGCUGGGCCGCCACGAGCAGCUGCUGGACCGGCUGCUGGAGAAGCAGGAGGCCGGGGAGCAGCAGGUUCGAGAGAUCCUGGCCGCGGAGCAGAAGGUGGCGCAGAGCUUGCUGGACGCCAAGGAGCGCACGCACCAGGGUGGCACCGAGCUGCAGCAGCUGGAGGCCGAGCUGCACAGGGCGGCCGCCGAGGAUGGGCAGCUGCAGGCCGACCUGCUCCAGCUCAGCCAGCAGCUGCAGGAGCUCCGGGAGCUGGAGGCUGAGCUCCACAGGCAGGAGCAGGAGGUGGACGAGGACACCACCGUGGCCAUCCCGUCUGCCGUGUAUGUGGCCCAGCUCUACCGCCAAAGUAGCAAGAUUGAGUGGGAUUAUGAAUGUGAGCCGGGAGUGGUCAAAGGCAUCCAUUAUGGCCCCAGCGUGGCGCAGCCCAUCCACUUGGAUAGCACGCAGCUCUCCAAGAAAUUCAUCAGUGAUUACCUAUGGGGCUUAGUGGACACCUCGUGGUAGCCGUGGCCUG
Messenger RNA from Ochotona princeps (American pika), 647 nucleotides. RefSeq names its product SPC24 component of NDC80 kinetochore complex (gene SPC24). The transcript has 5 exons. NCBI's taxonomy places the organism in Eukaryota, Metazoa, Chordata, Mammalia, Lagomorpha, Ochotonidae. The coding region runs from base 44 to 637 and encodes 197 amino acids. The record is from RefSeq and is a predicted model, not a curated record.